Macaca mulatta (Rhesus monkey) is the source of this 3629-nucleotide messenger RNA. Lineage: Eukaryota; Metazoa; Chordata; Mammalia; Primates; Cercopithecidae. The record is from RefSeq and is a predicted model, not a curated record.
AUGGGUCGGGGGCUUCUCAGUAUUCUACAGCCCAAAUAUUGCCUGGCUUCGGAGGCGCCUAUCGCACCAGGAGCAGGUGCUGCAAAGUCCUUCCCGAAGAUCAUGAGACGCCUGGUGAGUGAACGACACCCUGGGUCCCAUGGGCCAGGGGAGACUCGAGCCCCUCAUGGGGCUGGUGUGUCCCCCAUGAGGAGCUGCAGGACCUGGUCUGACCCAGCUUUAUAGGGGGGGUCUCAUCCCAGGGAGAGGAGUCCCCAGCACUCCAGGGGACUGAAACCCCAGGGGGCUCUGCUCAGGCCUCCGAUCCCAGCCCAGAGACAGGUCCUCCCACACUUGCUGUUCACAAAAUCCUUCGGGCUCACCCUGUAACUGUGGGAUGUGCUCGUCUUGGAGGGCGAGCGGGUACUGAUGGCCAUGGCGCAUGCGUCAUUCAAAAUACACAGGGAGUGCCUCAUGAAGCUUUGCUAGAGCACCGUCUGGGAGUUUCAGGAGCGACUGUCUCAGAGCUGGGCCCUGGAGGACAACGCGGUCCUCAGGAACCUUCAAACCUCCAUGAAGGAACUAAGGAAACACUGGGACCUGUCACCCCCAGCAGAACUCAAGUGAGCGUCCUCAAGGGCGUCCCCUGGCAUUGGGCCCCUAUGUGAGGGGGACAGACUGGCUCUCCCCACCCCACCAGCUCAGCUCCAGGGACUCAUGCCAUCAGUCCCUCAGGACAAAAGCCUUGUCCUCCCCCAGCUUGGCCUGACUGGGCUAUCCUCAAGGCUGAGGCCGAGGCCCAGCAGCACAAGGCGGCUUCACCAGAACCCAGGGCAGCAAGCCACUCUGUGAGGGGCCCAGAGGCUCAAGAUGAGGCCAGCCUGUCACCCAGUGAGGUCAGGCCUUGUAUAUGAAAAUGCCUGUGCUGGAACUCUAUGCCACAGCGCCCGACAGACCUGGACGUUGGGAGCCCAUGGUUCCCCAGCUACAAUUUUGAACAGGGCUACUGUGCCCCUGUCACUCCCAACAUCUUACCUGGGCAGCUCUGGAACCACAGGCCAGGCCUGGUCCAGCAAACCCCCUGGGACCCUGACACCAGGCCCUGCCUGGGCUUAUGACAGAGAGGACGCAGGUCGAGAGACCCCCCAGCAGCAAGGUGGCGCCUGCCUGCAAACCCCCCUCGGUAGAAGAAGAACUUGGAAUGGAAGGAGCCCAGACGGUACCCGCCCAGCUGCCUUACAGCCCCAGAUGGCUGCUGGACCGUGGUUUUUAUUGCUAUUUUAUUGUUUGGCCUUUGGGCCUUGGGAUAUCCCAUUUAGUGGGGAACUUGGUCCCAUCAAGGCCUCUGGAGGGAAGGCUGAGCAUGGGGGUCCUGCAGCCCCAGCCAGCCAGCCUCAGGCCAGGGGGCCACACGGGGACCCCUAGGACUCCAGAGGCCCAGGCCUGUGGGUCAGAGCCCAUCCCCCAGGUCCUGAGUCCCAGGCCAAGGGGCCUGGCUUCAACUCCAGUCCUAGGAGGACAGGGGCACCGUGGGCCCCCAGGUGACCACGUAGGGGACCAGGACACUGUGAGCCCUGAUGCUGUAAGGAUUCAUAUCGGAGAACUUGGGCAAGCCAGGCCAGAGACGCUGAGCCCGUGCAGUGAUGAGGAUGUGGGGGGCUGGCUCAAGGGGGUCAACAGUUGUGAACACUGCAGCCUCUUCCCGGCCUCAUUGCUGCAGUGCAGGCAGUCUGCACCCCGGAGACUGGCCCACCGGUGCCCCGAGUGGCCCAGCUUGCUAUGCCAACAUGGCACCUGGAGGCUUUGAGGCCCUGCCUGCCACAUCACCCCCCUCCUGGAAGCCUUGUCCUGCAGCCUAGCCCCUGCCGCAGCCACAGCAGGGACCACUGCCAAGCGCCUUCCAGCCGGGCUUCCCAGAGGGCAGGGGUGCCCUGCAAUCAUCACCUCAGCAGCUCACACUGUGAAGAUAGUUUCAUCUACAUUCCCAUGUUCCCACCAAAGAGAAUUGCUGCAGAGGAUGCUCUUGAUCCUGAGGUGGGGAAAACGGCACGCCAGGUGGAUGGAGUCAGCUCCUUUCCCCAGCCACCACGAUUGCUGGAUGGACCCGUGGACAAAGUGGCCAUCAGACAGACAUGGGAGGGAAGAGGCUCAGCAUCCUGCUCGUGCCCUGACCAGGUUGACCAGGCCGACACCACUGCCGAGUGCCCCAUCUGCUGAUGAGAGACUUGGUGUCGAUCCCUGUAAGACUUGGUGUCGAUGACUGUUUCCCAGGAGGACCGGUUGGCCACCUAUGGGCAGGCUGCCCACACUGUGGAGAGGGCUGAGAUCGGCCUUCACUGCAGGGAGCCCCUACCUGGACACAGACUCGCCGGCCCUGCCUGUUGCCAAUCACAGCAGCCCACAGGGCAUUGCUUGCGACCAGGGUACCCUAUUCACAGUGAGGGAUAUGCAGCCGCGGCCCCUGACCAGGGAACUAACUUCUCACUAUGUCAGCCGCCACCUGGAAGCAACUGGGCUUACGAUCGCGGGUUAUGCUUAAGUGGUGAGGUUGUCUUACGAGAUGAAUGUUAUGCUUUCCACUGGAAACCAGUAUAUGGUGCUGACUUGCCCACAACCAGGUGUAGUUGUGAGAGUGAAGGUGUGAAAGUGGACGAUGUUGAGUAUUGUACCCAAAUGUCUCGAAGUUUUCCUACGCCUGUUCCGGAGAAAUGGAGCUUUGCUGGUUGGAAGGUCUGAGGACCCAGGCAGAGUGAAGCUUCCCCCAGGCGACAUAACAAUGGUUCUAUUUAAUAUGAGGAGACAGAACUAAGUCUGAAACCCGGAGUGUUCUCUGGUGCUCUUGGUGUUUCCAUGUAAAGGAAGUCAAAUAACUUGCCAUAAAGGUUGGCCACAGAAGCAUCUGAAAAAGGAGGGGGCAGAACUAUUCAGAACUCAGAGGCUUCAGAAUUGAAGAUGAGGCUGAGCAGGAGACUCCUGACCCGCUGAGGGCAGGGGAAGUAUGUGGGGGCGGCUGGGAGAGGAUGUCAUCGAGGUCCACCAUGGCCUCGUGACCUGUCACAGAACCAUGCACUUGAAUAGCUGUUCACAUCUUCUCUCCACUGAUGACAGUAUUUCUAUCCAUUUGCUACUCUCCAUGCAGGGAGCUUGCUACAAAAUGCACAUAACCACAGCCUGGGUCUUGUAAUCCAAGCCUGGCAAGGAUUCAGCAUGUCAAGGGCUUCAGGUCUGAAGGUCCAUGGCUGUCCUGAAUCCAGGAUGUCACCCUCCUGCCCAAAAAAGGAGGGACGAGGCUCAAGCAGCAACAGGCCACUCACAGAAAGGGACGAAACGUUGAGUGCAUGGCCUUCCUGACACCCAGACAAGUCUUUAGGCACAAAGCCAGGCUGUAGCUCUGGCCACUGACUCAGACCAGCGACGCCCCCAUGCAGGCCAGUCUGCCCUGGCUGCUCUUCUCCCUCCUGCCACCCUCUCCUCGGCUGCUUGUGUCAAUAAAAGGAAAACCGGCCAGUUUUCAGAGAAAAUGUAGCUUUAUUAUGACAGAAAAGAGACUACAAAGCAUUAGGGGAAGAGGAGGAGUCACAGAGCUCCUCAAAAUGGGAGGGGAAAGGAAAGAGUAAACAUCUUGGUAAAUAAAGUCUCCAACCACAGCA